Molecule: messenger RNA, 3772 nt
Organism: Salvelinus sp. IW2-2015
Lineage: Eukaryota; Metazoa; Chordata; Actinopteri; Salmoniformes; Salmonidae
Product: ras-related protein Rab-5A
Cellular component (GO): Golgi apparatus; endosome
Molecular function (GO): GTP binding; GTPase activity
Source: RefSeq, a predicted model, not a curated record
AACUAUCUUUGGUUACAUCCUCUGCAAGAGUAGACGUGCUGUGUGACGUGUAGAAGGGGCGGAAGGGAUGUUUGUGUUUUGGUUCUAAAUGGGAAGUUGCAAGAAGAAAGAAAAAGGAGGAGACGUGAUCUGGGUUGUUGAAAUUAAUUCUGAAGCCCUAAAAGUGCAGUCAGACGUGCAGGACAGACACUGACCGGGGGAUCUGACCAGGCCAUGGCCAACAGGGGAGGAGCUACGAGACCCAACGGGUCUAACGCUGGGAACAAGAUCUGCCAGUUCAAGUUAGUGCUGCUGGGGGAGUCGGCGGUGGGCAAGUCCAGCCUGGUGCUCCGCUUUGUCAAGGGCCAGUUCCACGAGUUCCAGGAGAGCACCAUAGGAGCGGCCUUCCUGACACAGACGGUGUGUCUAGACGACACGACGGUGAAGUUUGAGAUCUGGGAUACGGCGGGACAGGAGCGCUACCACAGCCUGGCGCCCAUGUACUACAGAGGMGCGCAGGCCGCCAUCGUGGUCUACGACAUCACAAACGAGGAGUCAUUUGCGCGGGCCAAGAACUGGGUGAAGGAGCUGCAGAGACAAGCCAGCCCCAACAUUGUCAUCGCUCUGUCAGGCAACAAGGCUGACCUCGCCAGCAAGAGAGCCGUCGACUUCCAGGAUGCCCGGUCUUAUGCAGACGACAACAGCUUGCUCUUCAUGGAGACGUCGGCCAAGACAUCUAUGAAUGUGAACGAGAUAUUCAUGGCUAUUGCGAAAAGAUUGCCCAAGAGCGAGCCUGCAGCCGCUGGAGCWAACAGCGGGCGGAACAGGGGUGUCGACCUAACUGAAGCCGCCCAGCCAACCAAGGCCCCCUGCUGCAGUAACUAAUGCCAUGCCCACCUACUGCAGUGACUAAUAUGACCGAUGCCCGACUUCCGCUGCAGUAAACUAAUGCGAUGCCCCCCCCACAAAAAAACUCUGAUCCUCAGCAAUGAAAAAAGUUGAUAUCUGAACCCUUCUUCUUCUCUCUGCAGUAACUAAUGCAAAGCAACGCCCUCGUCUAUUGUUCUCUCAACUACGCCCCACCCCUCCCCCACUGAUUCUGCUCUUACUAAUUGAGACUCCUCCCACCUUCCUCUUUUUUCCCCCUUAAAUUAGUGCUGCCUUCCCUACCCCAUUCCUCCAGACUAUUGGCUAGCAGCAGGACUAAAGGGCGGGGCUCCUGUGAUUUGGUCUCUCCUCUCCUGGGAAAGAUGGACUGUUUCUAAUACGCAAUCUCUCUUCAUGUCCUUUUUUGUUUUUGUUAGAUUUUUGUUUUGUUUUUCACAGUUAUUCAUCGGAAUUAUGGAUGCAUGUAUCACUACAAGGCCUAUCAUGAUGAUGAAAAAAUAUAUAUAUUUUAACUUUAUUCAGCGGCACACAAAACAUCUUAGAGUGAAAAGAGGAGUGUCUCCAAAACCGCUGACAGAAAAAAACAGAGGGAGAGAUGAGAGGCUCCAAAGGUUUGUCAGGGCUAAAUCAUAAGGAAGCUAAGUCUUGUUUCUUUCUCUGUUGGUCCCUCUGUUUGUCUGGCCUCCUCUUUCUCUUGUGUAACAUAUUCAUAUGCUUUCUCAACUAAACCUUUUAGUAGCACUAGUGUAGAGUUGUUCCCUUCUCUCUUGGCCCCAUCCCAGGGCCUUGCCUGCUUCUAGUGUUCAGUCCCAAAUCAAACCUUAAUAACUAACUCCUGAACCAGGGGUGUCUAACUCAUUUUUCCCCGGUGGCCGCAUUUAGUCUUCAACAAGGUCCAAAACGGACYCACUGAAAAUUGGUUUUAUUUCCUUGCCGCCAUCGUUUUUGGAAUUUUUGAUGCUCUCUCAUUGUCUAGUGGUUAUUAUCCAGCUGGACAGUCAAGAAACUGUAUGCAUGUAGGUCCAUUAUCAUUUCUAUAUAGUUUCAAAAAUAUAUGUAUUUUGGUUUUAUUUUCACUCAAACCACCUGCAGGCUGGAUUGGACCCCCUCCUGGCCACGGGACAUAUGUUUAACACCCCUGCCCUAAACCCUUAUGUACUUCAUGUAGGUCUGAGAGGAUUUGAGGUUGUAAACAAUGGGGGGAACAUUCCACCUAGCCUAUCAGAGGGUGUAUUAGGAGCAUUAUCACCGUAAUGCUCCUAAUAGACCUAUUCAGUCCUUUCAGAUCUACACAAUUAUUGAAGGGGCUAGGGGUGGGUUUGGGAUUGGGAUUGGGCGUAGCUGUUCUAGUGGCAUCGUGCAAUGGUUCACAGUAAUUGCUCUGUGACUUCUUCAGUUACCACCACAGUAUGGCAUCGGGGCCUCUGAGGCUUGUUCACUAGUAACCCCACCCCCCAAUUCCAAGCCUCCAGACCCCUCCCCAUCCUGUCCUGAUGGUGUCUGUCCGAAGGAGGGGAUGAUCCUGAUCUAUAUGGGUCCUGAUCUAUAUAUGUCCGUUAUGUCUCAACAUGUAAUGGAUGAGAUUAGGUCAUGGUUGAGGCCUAUUGCCUGUCCAGGUAUAAACAAGGUGCUGGUUGGAAGGCAGCUGUUUUCCACCUGGAGAGACAGGGGAGCAUGGUGAGGUGACCUCUGUAGGUGUCAUUAGGAAUCUGCUGACACCAGAGCCCUGGUCAAAAGUAGUGCACUACAUAGGGAAUAGGGUGCCAUUUGGGACGUCAAUCUCUUUGUCAUGGACACUGAGAUCGGUCACUUCAUCCCUUGUUCUAUAGGAAGUGCUUUAGACACUGUUUGUCAGUGUGUACACAGGGGGACUGGGCUGUCUGGUGAUACAAAUAUCCUCAAAGACAACAAACACACAUGACACACACACACCGUGUAUACACACAGGUUUAUUUCUCUCGCAACUCUGCUAGAUCUAAUUACCGUAAUAUAACACACACACCUAACCACAAGCUAAAACAUACACUUUUUUGUGCUAUUUUUAAACUCUGGACCUGUUACACACACAGUUAAAAACACCCCCCCACCCCUCUCUCCAGGUCUGUCUUCCUCAUGCCUUGCACUAAUGACGCUCAUGAAUAUAUCUUGUCAUAAUUACAGCCAGUGUGAUAUAAAUAUAUUUAUAAAUAAUAUGCUGUAAAUAGGGUAAUUGACAGGACUAAUGCUUGCUAGUGAGUUGUCUAGAUAAUCAUUAAAUAACAAAAUACUGUACAGUUAGCAAAAAAACACUUUGUAUGGGUUUGGAGUUUUGUUUUUUCACACAAAUCUAUUCUAAUCGAUGGUGGUCUUUAUAAAUGUGUGUAGUGUUAACAAAAUGUACUUGCAUUUCUUUAGUGGUCUGACUUAUGUUUUUUUCAAGAAAAACUGGAUUGUUUUGGUUUUCUAUUUUUUWAUAUUCUCUCUCGCAUUUCAUUAAUCAUUUUGUUAGCUAUCUAAAGCUAAGAAUCCCUGUCCAAUACUCCUUGUCCCACUAGAACUGAACUCACACACCAUACACUGUCUGGGUGUAGAAUCCCGGUCGCGGGAACAGAUCGGAUUGACAAAACUAACCGUCUGCCUGUCUUAUAAGUCUCAGUAAGAAUGUAACAACYUUGUAGGAACAAUGUAACAACAGUAGUAGUAGAAUAAAAAAGAAAGACUGUUCCGUUUUACUGUUGGUACUAGCUGGUGGAUCAUGAUGAUGAAUAAAUGGAUUAACUCAUAGGGAUGUACAUUGUUUGUUGUUGCUGUGGACAGUUAAUUGCAGAUGGUAAAAAAAUAACAAAUGCAAGCAUUUUACAGUACUGUUAAAUAAUGACCAAAUAAAUACAGAAAUAAAAUGUAGAAUUUAUAUGGGAUGAAGGUU